CAAGCCAAUAUAAAGAUGAAAGAACAAAUAGAUGAGUUAGCUUUGGAAUGGGAUUGUGAUGGUACUACUUUAGAUUCACAAAUUCAAAGUGUUGUGCUUGAAAAGUUGCGACCCUCAACAAAUUUGAAAAGUCUCACCAUCAAAAGCUAUGGUGGAAUCAACUUCCCUAAUUGGUUAGGUGAUUCUUUAUUUAGCAACAUGGUUCAUUUAAGGAUCUUGAAUUGUAAUGAUUGUUUAUGGCUUCCAUCCCUUGGAAAAUUGGGUAAUCUGAAAGAACUCGUUAUUGAAGGGAUGCAAUCAGUGGAUACAAUUGGUAUUGAGUUCUAUGGAAGUGGUGAUUCUUCGUUUCAACCAUUUCCUUCUUUGGAGAGUCUACACUUUGGGAAUAUGCAAGAGUGGAAGCAAUGGGACUUGAUUGGAGAUACGGCUACAACGUUUCCUAAUCUAAAAACUUUAUCACUAAGAAAGUGCCCGAAACUGAUAGCCGGAAACAUAACUGAAAUAUUUCCUUUCUUAACCGAACUUGAAUUAAGAGAAUGUCCUUUAUUGGUGCAAUCAAUUUCAUUAUCUGAUCAUGUAUUUGGGCAACUGAUGUUCCCUCUGAAUUCUCUUCAACAGCUGACCAUAGACGGUUUUCCAUAUCUGAUGUCGUUCCCAACAGACGGUCUACCAAAAACCUUGAAACUUCUCAUAAUCAGUAACUGUGAGAAUCUAGAAUUCCUUCCUCACGAUAACUUGCAUAAUUAUACAUCGCUUGAGGAAUUGAAAAUAUCUUAUAGCUGUAAUUCAAUGAUAUCAUUUACCUUAGGCACUCUCCCUGUCCUCAAGAGUCUGUUUAUUGAAGGUUGUAUAAAUUUGAAGUCAAUAUUAAUUGCCGAAGACGAGUCAGAAAAGAGUCUCACAUUUCUUAGAAGCAUCAAAAUAUGGGAUUGUAAUGAAUUGGAGUCAUUUACUCCAGUUGGAUUGGCCGCUCCAAAUCUUCGCUAUAUUGCAAUGUGGAAGUGUGAGAAGCUUCAUUCACUACCAGAAGCAAUGAACAGUCUGGCUGGCCUUCGAGAAAUGGAAAUUGAUAAUCUACCAAACCUUCAAUCUUUUGUCAUAGUUGAGUUACCUAGUAGUUUACAGAAACUGUCUGUUGGCUCUGUUGGUGGGAUUAUAUGGAAUACCGAGCCAACUUGGGAACAUCUCACUUGUCUUUCAGUUUUGCGAAUUAACGGUGAUGAUACGGUGAACACCUUGAUGGGGCCAUUGCUACCUACAUCGCUUGUAAAACUGUGCAUUUGUUGUCUUAAUGAUACAAGCAUUGAUGAGAAGUGGCUUCAGCAUCUCACUUAUCUCCAAAACCUUGAGAUUAUUAACGCUCCCAAACUCAAGUCGUUGCCAAAGAAAGGAUUUCCUUCCUCACUUUCAGUACUAAGUGUGACUCGCUCUCCAUUACUAGAAGCAAGUUUGCGGAAAAAGCGGGGGAAAGAGUGGCGUAAGAUUGCUCACAUUUCCUCAGUAGUUAUUAAUGACGAAUUGAUCACAUGAGUCUUGUUCGAGUGAGUUUUUCAAAUACUUCUCUUUUUGUUUCUUUCAUAUUAUUUUAUCAUCAAUUAUUGUGAAUUUCAAUAGUAAGAUCAAAAUACAAUACUAUAGCACUAGCACUAACUCAUUUAUUUUAAUCAUAGAACUACAUUUUGUGUCACCCCUGCAUCUUCCCAUUGUUGGUAUUGUAAGAAAGCAAAUUCACCUGGAAACCUGCCACCAAGUCCUGUAAUUGCUUUUCUGUUCAGCAAAUUCUGACUCCAAAUAUGUUGGGUGUUUUUUUUGUCUAUAUGAUAUAUUUUAAUGACUGUAUCAAGCUUUUUUAACAUGGUUUAAGUUUUUCUCUAUUCUAUUAGUCUAAUACAAAUCAUUUCUUUAUGCAUUUCCAUAUUUUUGUGUUUAUCCAACUGUCUUGACUUGAUAUUUUUUCUUUAUGUUAGUGAAUUAGAACUUUUUCCCCGUCAUGUAUAACAGUUAAAGCCAUAAAUUCUUAUUUUAACCUUUGUCAGUUUUUUAAAAAAUAUGUGAUUUUGGCAUGUCUUGUAUUGGGAAGGAUAUUUCAAAGGAUGUUGGCUUAUACCUAUAGUUAAUGCCGUGGACCAUCAAAAUUGUUUGAGUAUUGAAUUUGUCCCAUUUGUCACAUGAAUAAUAGAGUUCUUAUAUGGUGUGUGUAUGUUUACUCUAUUUAUCAGCUUGAGUCUAUUACAAGAAAAUAGCCCGUUUGACACGUUGCCGUAGCAUAGAUCAUUGUAAUGCAGCUAUUCUUGCUAAUGGUCAGUCAAUUAGGAUUUUAUCGCGCGUCAUCCAUAUGCAAUAUGCACCUAUAGAAAAAUAUCAUCAUGCAGUUCUAAUCAUUUGGAGCUAUUUUAGGUUUUAUUUGCCCUCAAAGCACUUGUCAGUGUGUUAAAUCUAAUCCAAGCCUAACUCUAUUGCUUCUGGUUUUAUUCGGAAACUAUAUGUGUAGUAUUUUACCAGCUUAUCUACCAGAUUUGGUGGCUUAGUCUAACUCUUUAAAUUAUUUUAUCUCUACAUUGUUUGCAGAUCUACCAAGGGCUUCAAGGGUAAUUGAUGGCUUGCACGAAGAUGGCAGCAGCGACAUCUCUUUCUGUCAGGAGCAGAUGAGAAGGAGAAAUACCAAUAUUGGCUUGAACAGAGAGUAUCAUGCAGGAUUUAGAAAUCUGCUGUUUUAGCAAAACUAGUGAUUUUGGCAUCAAUUGUGUUGGAAGGAGCUUGUUAAUGAUGCCACUCAAAAUUGCUUCAGUUAAUGCUGUGGACUAUCAAACUUAAUUUACUUCUAAAUCGCAAUCAUGAAGUCAAUCUAAUAGUGGAUUUCACUGCUGCUACCAGAUUCAGAACAUGCAGAAAUGAUCGAACUUGUGGCCUAACUCGAUAUGAAGAUUGACUUGUGUGUUAACAUUACUGCCAUUUUUUCUUGAAAGUCAGUUAAUAGGGUUUGUAUUUGCUCAACUGGAGAGGUAGAAUUGUCCAACAGUUUUCUUCACAAAGUAGAAGAUUAUGAAAUGCACCGUGACACGUAGAUGUGGGUUUAUAACAUUGAAGUUUGUGUGGUUUUGUUUAGAUAUUUCCUGUUUGUUGUGAUACAAUAAUAAAACUAAAGGAAGCAACAGCAGGGAUGGUGGUGAGUUGCUUAGUUUGGAUGAUGGAAGCGGAAGAGGAGUAGGAGAGAAGAAGAAGUUGAAGAACUUAAGACAAGAUUUUGAAAUGUAUCAUAUGGCAAGUUAGGAGAAUGAAAAUCCAUAAGGCGACUUUUAAACAAACAAGUCAGAAGUUUAAGUCUCAAAUAUGGCGACUUUCAAACAGCAAUAACUGUCUUCAAUAGCUCCAAUCUUAGCUGAGAUGUCAACGCAAGCAAAUCACUCUCCUAGAGGUAUCCUCAACAACAUUAACAAUGUUGUAGCACGGUGCUUUUAGCAAUAAUAUCUGAUCAUCAAUACUGGCCAAAACAUGUGGAACAACAACGUUAAUAAUAUGCACCUUAUUUGUCUGCAGCAGCUUUCGGUCCCGUAACUAGUUCAAUGAAAAAAAUUGGCCCUACAGGGUAAAGUGAUUUGAAAUGGUGUGUGCUCGACUUGAGUGACUAGCAAGAUCAUAUUGUCAGAAGUCAAUUCCCAGUAUUGUUAUGUUUUCAUUCAAGUCUACUCGGUUUAAUAUCACCUCACCAUGCAAAACCAACUUUCUUCAAAAGCAAAGGCUUCUGGAGACCAAUAAGGUGCAUAUGAGGAUGAGCAAAUGGCGUUUGAUCUGCCCAACAAUCUUGUAAGCCACUAGCUUGGCUUAGCAUUUAAUGUGACAUUAGUGAGGAAGGUAGAGUUCAGUUUGCUUUAUACCUUUUGUACUCAAAGUUUAGAUAUCAGAUGCACACUGCCCUUAAGAAAAAGUAUUGAAAACAUAAUAGUAUCGAUAAUGAUUUUUUAUAUAUAUGGAAUUUUUUUACAUCAUUGCACAGACAAUCGAAAUAUCAUACAUGGAGCGAUAGCCGACAACAUAUAUUCUCUGUUUUGGCCAUGCCCAUGUUGACAAUGUUUACAUGUUAAAAUUUUAUGGCACUUUAAAAUGAUGGUUUUGGUGAAUUUGAUGUUAAAAUCUAUCAAAAGCUUGAAAGAAAUGGACCUAUUUGAAUCGAGAAGGAAAUUGAGAAGGAAGAAGAUUCCUACUAUUUUGAUAACAUAUUGUUAAGGUGGGACGAGUUUAACUAGUAACAAUAAAUCAUUGCUAAGUUUUUAAUUGAUAAAGACAACUUGACAAGCAAUGGUUAUGACCUACUUACACUAUAAAGAUGAAAAAGAGUGUUACACUCGCUUGUGUUGGUUGGAUCAAAAAUUUGAAGAGAAGUUUGGUGUUGGUUUAAGAUGGUUCUUCGGAUUACUUUUUUGUUGGACUAUUUGGAAAUGUAGGAAUGAUGUUAUUUUUAAUGGCUUAGUUGUAGACUCUUUUGAUGAUUUAUUGGUUAUGAAAUCUUUGUCUUGGGAUUGGAUGGG
Messenger RNA from Vicia villosa (hairy vetch), 4526 nucleotides. RefSeq names its product putative disease resistance protein At3g14460. Bases 16 to 1530 code for a protein of 504 amino acids. Lineage: Eukaryota; Viridiplantae; Streptophyta; Magnoliopsida; Fabales; Fabaceae. The record is from RefSeq and is a predicted model, not a curated record. The transcript is spliced from 5 exons.